This is a messenger RNA of Coffea eugenioides, 1110 nucleotides long. Its product is annotated as 1-aminocyclopropane-1-carboxylate oxidase homolog 1-like. The transcript is spliced from 3 exons. Bases 1 to 1110 code for a protein of 369 amino acids. The record is from RefSeq and is a predicted model, not a curated record. NCBI's taxonomy places the organism in Eukaryota, Viridiplantae, Streptophyta, Magnoliopsida, Gentianales, Rubiaceae.
AUGGAUCACUCCAACGCCAAAGAUAUUGCAAAUCAUUCCACCGUAGAUGGUGAUCGUUUCAAAGAGCUCAAGGCUUUUGAUGAUGGCAAAGCUGGUGUGAAAGGCCUUGUUGAUUCAGGGAUUACUAAUCUUCCCAGAAUCUUCAUUCGGCCUCCUGAAGACCUCAUCGAGGAGAAGAAUAUUGGCCAUCUCCAGGUACAAGUUCCAGUCAUAGAUCUCAGUGCCAUACAAGGUAGAGAUAAAAGCAAUAGUGUAAUUGAUGAAAUAAGACAAGCAUCGGAGGAAUGGGGAUUUUUCCAAGUAAUCAAUCAUGGGAUUCCACAAAGCCUGUUGGAUGAAAUGAUUGAUGGAGCGCACAGGUUUCACGAGCAAGAUGCUGAGGUGAAGAAGCAAUACUAUUCUCGUGAUCUGUUGAGAAUGGUGAGAUAUUUUAGCAAUGGGGAUCUGUUUGAAUCAAGCACUGCUAAUUGGAAUGACUGUUUGGCGAUCAAAUUGACGGCUUCUAACCAAGUUGAACCUGAUGAAUUGCCUGAAGUGUGCAGAAGUCCAGUAAUUGAUUACGCAAGUCAUGUAAACAAGCUGGGAGAAACUCUAUUUGAGUUACUAUCAGAAGCUCUUGGCUUGGAACUGGACAAUCUAAAUGCUUUGGGGUGUGCAGAAUCGUGCUAUUUUCUAUUGCACUACUACCCACCAUGUCCAGAGCCAGACAAAACUCAGGGAGUUAAAAGGCACACAGAUUUUUCUUUCCUUACCAUUCUUCUACAAGACCAAAUUGGUGGCCUCCAAGUCUUGUAUGAUAACCAGUGGGCAGAUGUGCCGCUCCUCCCAGGAAGUUUGACAGUUAAUAUUGGAGAUCUUCUUCAGAUUAUCUCGAAUGACAGGUUUAAGAGUGCAGAGCACAGGGUGAUUGCAAACCGUAUCGGACCUAGAGUUUCAGUGCCGUGCUUUUUCGGUGGUGUUUCCACACCUGCAAGGAAGUAUGGUCCGCUCAAAGAAUUGAUAUCAGAAGAAAGUCCUGCGCUCUACAAAGAAUUUACAGUUCCGGAAUAUGCCCAAAACUUCUUCUCCAUGCCAUAUGAUGGGUCACAUCGUGACAUUUGGAAGAUCUGA